UCCUCCCCUUUCUGGGCGCCCUGGUGCCCGCAUUCACACCUCUGCGCUUGCUGGUCUCGUGCCGGCCACCUGUUCCUGUCCUCGUUUCUUUUUCCGCCUCGCAGCCCAUAUCGACACACUGUCUUGGUUGCUUUUUCUUCUUUCCUGUCCUUUCCAUUUUCUUUAAGCCCUCUAAUAGAACCCCUGGGUUUUUCUUUUUCUCUUUUUUUUCUCUCCUGCAGCUGACGCUGUACCUGGCAUGCCCAGGAGAAUUCCACCCUCGCUAUUACCACUGCCAACGCAACACACCUGCCCGCUUUGAGCCCUCUCCCCCCGCCAAUCCGUGUCAAAUUUAAAAACGUGCACAUCCAAAUACCUGUACGCCAGGAUACCAAGGCGCUAUUGGAUCCCAUCAAGGAGCAAAGCAGAGGCCAUCAACUCUAUGCCCAACACCAUCAUUGAAGAAACAAUACACGUCUCGCUCGCUUAUUACAGCACCAACACUCCUUCAGCUCCUCUCCGCCUCACGCUAGCACCUGGUACCGCACAUCGCCCGCUCAACCAUACACCGCCGCCCUUUGGCCACAGACACAUUCUCCUCGUCUCAUUCCCCGCCAAAACGCUACUAGUACCGUCCGCAUCCCUGCGCUCGCUCUCGACAUAGUACGUACCCGGUGGUGCUUGGUACCGUUGGGGCAGCUGCCAGCCUUUUCUCGUACGGCUCAUCUUGCGCACGACAAAACGUCCUCCUCCUCCUCCUCAUCAUCAUCACCAGUCAAGCUUUCCACCGCUACACCCAACGCCUUUGACUUUCGCGCACCGCAUUGACGCCCCAACCUUGUUGCAGACGCUGACCCCCUAAGUUACCCCACCGCCUACGUUCGGGGUCCGUCGGCUGUGGGCUAAGCAGACCAGGAAAAACUAGCACGGCAGGCCCCUAACUGGCGCUCGCGCUUGAUCGACUCCGCGGUCUUGGUUGGCCUCUGCAGCAUACAGUACGGCCAAGGGCCAAGGGUCUUUUCUGGUUCCUGGUCGCGCAGCUAUGGGACGCAAACCUACACCACAGCCUCUAAAUCUGGCCGAACAGGUCGCGGCAAACAACAACGAUACCUUGCAAACCUCAGCCUCCGCAUCACUUGCCGCUCUCUCGCUAGACACCGGCUCGCAUUUCCCGCAGCGCUCAGCACCACUGCCGACUAGCUCCUCGUUAGUCCGGCCGCACACAGGGACAUCGCCACGCCAGCCCGCAGAUUUUCUUGAUCGCCAAUAUCCACAAACUGCGCUUGAACCGUCUGCCUACUCCUAUCCUCCUCCCCCGCCGCCCUUCGAAUCUUCUCCAAGCCUUCCUCUGAACAAGGCAACCCAAAACCCGACAGGUUUGCGACGCCCCUCUCGCAGCGGCUUCUUCAGCUUUGGCAAAGGGAACAAAGCCGUUUUCCAGGAGUCAACGCCCGCUCCUAUUCCUGUCACAGCGGACCAGCUUAGGUCGAGAGACGGGCCCGAAUCUGACUCUGUAUUGCCACUCGACACUCCAGCAUCCGAACCCGAUUUUCAGCCGCCCAGCCUACCCUUCUCAUCCCGUUCCGAACUAUCGCUGUCAUCGGCCGGUGAACAGGACGCUUCUGGGUUCGCUAUACCAAAGAAACCGAAAACAAAGUCCUUUGGUCGUCUGGGACGUACAAAGUCAACACGCGAUAGGGAGGCCGAGCAGGCUCGACCAUUGCCUACCACUGUUCCAGCUACCCCGAGCAUACCCAUCUCGUACGAGAAUAGUGCUCCCUUGCGAACCGCCCCUAUACAACAGCAGGAUCGCGCAUUUCGGGACAUGAUGAGUUCAGCCUCGCGCAACCGAUCAGAGGACCGGGCGGUGUCUCGAGACGCAAGUAGUACAAAGGAGCGCAUGCAGUCUUCAUCAUACAAAGAAAAUGGUGCAUCAACAUUCUUCAGUGGAUUACGUGAUUCAUCGACAAGGGCUGCCGGAAUGUUUGGGCGUGGACUAUUUGGCAAGAACUCGCGAAGCGGAAGUACCACAGAAAAGGAGUCUGCGAUCGACGAUGAACACUACGAGAUCAAGGUCAUCAAUUUACCACUAGUUGAGCAGACGCGCAAGACGCGUAUUUCAAAACGGCUGGAAAGUUCUAGAGAUAAGACGGAGUUCUGGAUGCCGGCCUUCCCGUGGCGGGCCAUUGAUUAUUUGAACUACAAGGGCACCGACGUCGAAGGUUUAUACCGUGUUCCAGGCAGUGGCCCCCAGAUCAAGAAGUGGCAGCGAAAGUUUGACGAGCUUCACGACGUGAAUCUUUUCGAAGCCGAAGACCUCUACGACAUCAACAUCAUUGGCUCCAUGCUUAAAGCUUGGCUACGAGAACUGCCCGACGAACUUUUCCCUAAAGAUGCCCAAGAGCGAAUUGCAAGAGAGUGCGCCGGUGCAGAAGAAGUUCCGCAAAUGCUUAUCGACGAACUUUCGAACCUUUCACCUUUCAAUUAUUACCUUCUCUUCGCCAUUACUUGCCAUUUAAGUCUUCUGUUGGCUCAUUCGGAAAAGAACAAAAUGGACUUCCGUAACCUUUGCAUUUGUUUCCAACCCUGCAUGAAGAUUGACGCAUUCUGUUUCAAGUUUCUGGUUUGUGACUGGAGGAACUGCUGGAAAGGGUGCAAGAACGAAGCACAGUAUAUUGAAGAAGAAUAUAAGCUCUUCGACCAACCGCCGCCUCGAGGUCUUGCCGACGCACGAGAAGCACCAAGCGUUGACGGAUCUGCCAGUGCCGGGCACGAGACAUCAUCACAAAGAAGCGUAUCAGCUCAGCGAGUUCCGCAGAAUGCCAAGCCCGACGAAGUCGCCGCAUCGGCUGGAAUGAGUAUGGACAAUCACAAAAACCAGUCCAAUAACGAACGAGCUGGAACUCCCCCAGAGCUGCGACCGCUGUCGCCCAUUAAGCCACUGUCCCCUCUAGGCUUUUGAGACACUCCAAACAAACCCUCAUACCCACGAUUAUGACUCGACCCUACGCCCCCUUCUUCUCAAACAUUACUGUAGUGGCGUGGCGCCUACCUUGCAUUGACAACGCCUCCACUGCAUCAUUUUUACCCUUAUUUCUACGGAUCCAAAGCAACAAUGCUGUUUGGUAUACCCCCUCUUCCGUUUGAUUUUAUUGUUUUACCCUCCUGUUCCCUUUGUUAGUCACCUUGCAGUCUAAUACUGUCAAGUUGAUAUACUAUGCUGUUUCUUGUGCGCCUCUCAAGACUGUCGCAGGGAAGUCAACACUUCGCCAAUCUGGUACGAAUUAGACAGACAGCAAUGACUUCUGAGAUGGUGCCAGUGAGUAUGUCAGGUUUACCGGGCGAUUGAUAGGAUAUAGAUCAGCGCAGACUCGGUGAUGUUUGCACAUCCUUCAGUAUAUAGAACGCUAUUGUUGCUCUCGCGGCACGAUGACAGAGUCGUCGUGGCCAGACGGCUUAUUAUAAGCAAAAUAUGAUGAUUAAAAGUUUUACUAGCAUCACGUUUGCGCUGCAACCAGCACUGCGGGUAUGGAUUACUAGGAGAUUGUUUGAGAACCCUUUUUGUAUUCAAGUAAAUAAUCCCAGACUAUUUUUAUAAAAACGCCGUAGCCCUUAACGCCAAUGCCACGAUAUACCGUGCACGAUACUGCAGUCCAUAUACAAGCAAACAAACUUUUCUUUCAGCCCUUGCCCACCAAUUACUUGCGAGACUCUGCAGCAUCGCGCUGGUUCUUGCGCAUCUUGCGCUCGUUGCGCUUGAUCUUCUCCUUGCGUUCUCUGCGGCCGUCUCCACGAAUGCUGGUUCCCUCCUUGCGUGUUCUCUCGGCCUCCAUGUCGACCUCCAUGAUGGGAGCAUCCUCACCCUUCUUGUUGAGGCCCUUGUAUCCCCACUUGCGUGUCCAUUCUCCAGUGGUCUCGUCGUAGGCAAGGUUGCGGCGAGCCUCUCUUGUCUUGGCCUUGAUACCCUUCUUGGCAGCGAAGCGCUCCCACUUGGUAGGAGGCUUGACCUGAGGAAUAGGCUUCUCGCGGGGGAGGCGAGUUGUAGGCUGGGGCAGCGUCAGCAGGACGCCGUCGGUUGUGGAAGUAAGGGCGCAGGUUGUGAGAAGCUGGUUGAUCAGAACUUGGGCACCAUCGCGGGCAACUUCGGCAAGAGACUGCUCGAGAUCGGACUUGUCGAGACUAAUGCUGUUGGGGUCCUCAGCCAUAAGGUGGCCGAGAUCGAAGGUGUAGGCUGUAGGCUUUUCAACAGCCACAGGCAGCUUGGGGGUGGUGGGGAGAGACAUUCUGGGCAGUAAUAUCCAGUCUAUAUUUAAAUGUCUGCUGGAAAGAGUUCGUAUGGUAUAUUUUAGUCCGUUGUUGGCAAGCAAUGGAGAAUGUCUGCCUUUGUGCUUGGUUAUAACAGAGAUGGCUAGUCGCUCUAAACUUUUUUUCCG
This is a messenger RNA of [Torrubiella] hemipterigena, 4412 nucleotides long. The record is from the annotation of a GenBank genome assembly. Lineage: Eukaryota; Fungi; Ascomycota; Sordariomycetes; Hypocreales; Clavicipitaceae.